UCUAUGUCGCUUCAACAGACAUUGUAGAAAUAUAUUUAUACGGCAAUGUAUAUAUGUAGGAGUGGAUUAAAUUUAUAGAAACGAAGAUUGAAAAAUGGGAUGAUUGAAAAAAUUUCGAAAAUGUCUAAGAAUUGGUGACAAACGCAAGAAGUUAACUACUCAGAAUCAUCCAACUCAAGCGGCGGUGUGGUUGAAGAUGGAUUUGAUUAGAAAAUGGAUUCCCAAAACAUAACUGAAGGAAAUAUGUUAAUGGAAGACUCAAACUCAACAAAGUUAUUAGAAUGGGAAAUAUCAUAUGAAGCACAGAUUAUAAGUGCAGUGUACCUCUCCGCGGGGUUGUUCAUUGGUUUGAUUACCAACACUCUUCUUAUUCUUGUCAUUUGUCUUUCACCAACACUAAGAACUCCGCCGAAUUACCAUCUGGUAAAUAUAAGCUUUAAUAAUCUACUGCUGAGUAUUUGUAUGAUAUUUUCAACACUUUCAGUAUUUGGAGUACAAGAUCAUGAUGACAACUUUUUUGUUGCGAUUCAACUUUUCAUUACUCAGCAUUGUACCACGCAAUACUUUGCAACUUUUGCUUCUAUUGGGAUCUACAGGAAUAUAACACUUAGCAAACCAACUUUAUCAUUGCGCAUACGAAAAAGAAUAGUGCGUAGAUCUAUUUCAAUAAGUUGGUUUCUGACGUGUUUACUCAGUUUAAUCUUCACGAUUACUUUCAUGGAUAAAGAUUCAUUGUUGUGUAUCACACUGACGCCUUUUCAAAAAUCAUUUGUCAUAUGCCAAGAAUCGGAUUAUCUUCCAGAACCAGGAAAAAUUUGUAUGGCUGUCAUCAUCUGCUUCUUUUAUGUGGUUGCUUUAAUUUCAACUUUAUCAUCUUAUUAUACGAUAUCAAAAGAACUUAAUAUCAUUAAACCAAAGACAUCAAACAAAAUUUUGCCCAUAUCAAGGGCGAUGAGUUUAUCUUCAGAAGACACAUGUGAUCCCCAAAACCAUUAUCAGAUAGAGCCAAACAUACCAAGUCAAAAUGGUUCCCUCCAGGUAUAUACUAUACAGUGCGCUGACAGUGAGGAAACCGUUGUCCAUUACCAGAAAAAUGAAAAUAUGGUGACAUUUGAAGAGGUAUUCGCUUUACAAAAUCCCAUCCUAGCUCAAUCGAUGGCGAACUCCAAACGACCACUACAGGCCACGCUUAGCAAUGCUUCAACACAAUCGAGGACUUCUAGAAUCGAUUUUACUGAUAUCUCACCAAACGCUGACCUACAGAGAUUCCAAAUGAUGAAAAACAAUUCAGCUCUUAGAAAUCAGACGCUAAGACGAGACAGAAUAAGUGUCCGUAGUGCCACAAAGAAUAGCUUUAUCAUGUUUACAGGAUAUUUAUUGAGUUCACUUCCUUUAAUAAUAUGUAGUGUGCCUUAUGCUACCGCCAGAUCGGAAUCUAUAGCGACAAGAGUUUAUAUAUUUUUGUUUUUAAAGUUUUUAUUUUAUGCAAAUGCAUUUGUUUCAUCUACGUGGUAUUUAUUUUUCAGCAAAAGAGUGCGUAAAUGUUUGUUCAAAUUAUUAGAGGGUAGUUUUCCUUGUAUAUUUGGUAGACGUUAAACGUUUGGUUUAUAGAUUGAAGCAGGAAAACAAACAUCAUACCAAAUAUGAAACCAUUGAAAUUGAUAUACAAAAGGUUACAUAGUUUAAACAGUAUUUAAAUAGAAGUGUGUAGAAACAUUUUAAAUGAGUCUGGUAACGUGGUUAGUUGCUCAAUUUUUCAUGAAAAAAAUAUGUAAAUAGCGAAGUAAAUCAUGGCAUGUCGGUUACUUUAAUCCUUGACUAAAUAAAUUUGUUGGGCGCUCUAAACUAAAAUCGAUCUAGUUAUCAAUUUGUUGUUGUUAAGAUUUAUAUGUAGUAAUUUGCGACAAGAGAGGAGCAUGAUAACUUUUUGUCGUGAUUCCGUAUGGCAAUUUUUGGCUCUAAACUAAAAUCCAUAGAGCUUUUUCAAGCGUAACCCGAAUGCUAUUUAUAUCUAUACUAAUUGAAUCGAUAUAUAAGGGAACGACCAUUCAACUUUCAGGGGGUGGGGUAUGUUUUUUGUUGGUUUUUUUUUUUAAUAUUCUGAUCCCGAAUUUGAUAAAAAAAUAUUCUGGUCGCUUGACAGAUGACCAAAAAAAUUAUCAAUGCGCGAAAAAAGUUUCUGACUAAGGAAAACGCGAUACCCUCCCCCUUUUGACGUUGCUCCCUAAGGUAUAUGUCAUCAUCAUUGUCUUCUUGAAAAAUAUAUAGGUACGAACUUUUUGAAAUAAUUUUUGAGGGGGAAAAUUGUAAUUAAAUUUUCAGAUGCCUUUUUUCAUACUAGAUAGCUAAACGAGAGAAAAUGUCAACAGAAUUAUUAUGUUAGGUGUCAAGGUACUAACCUCCCUUUAAACCAAGUUAGUUUUUAACCACAGACACUGUGACAGUUUGUCCGUUAUAUCAUAAGGUAUGUCACUCAUAAUACUAUAGUUAUUAGGAAUCUAAGAUCUCAACUUCAAAGUUGUUUUUGUAUGGAUAAGACUAGGAUUUUCUGUCCGUUUUAUUCAAAUAACUCUUAAUAUGUUUCGGUACUUGUCCAUUCUUGGCUUUCACAAAUCUUUGGCUUUAAGCGCACAUGAUGAAGGUAAAACCAGAAAAGCGCUUCUGAUUCAUACAUAUUUAAAUGUUGUUUUCUUUUCUUAUUUGAAUAGAAAUUUAUCGAAAGCAUGGGACUUGACUAAGACUAUAAAGCCAUUGGUUUGGUGGAUAUUGUCCUAAAGUAUUCAUUGUCCUUCAUUAUCUCUUUAUAUGAUUCUUUUAAUGUGUUUAAAUAAAAUGUAACAUUAGUUUUCCGAAGUGUGUAGACAUGUUAUUUUCUAUUAAUUUACAGAUUUUACUAUAUGAACAAAGAAAAAAAACCAACUUAAUCCUUUACUAAUCAAAAAACAACUUUAUCUCGAACUAAUCAAAAUGCUUACAAGGAUUUUUCGAAGGUAAGCACAAUGUUUUGAGGUUUGUUAAUAUUUUUAUCUAUAGUAUUCCAGUAAUAUAUAUAAAAGUGUAAUUCUACAAAUUGUGCUAUUUGAGGAGAAAAUGUCAUAUCAAUUUGAUUUGUUAUUAUAUUACUUGUUACUGUAUCUCUGAUCUAGAUUUUAUACAUAGGUAUCGUCAAAAUCGAACGAUUAUAUAAGUAUAAACAAAAUGUAUAUCGUACAUGUAUUGUUAGUUGGUGCGCAUGAUUGUCAUAUUGUUGAGAAUAUUAUAUUGUUAUG
Molecule: messenger RNA, 3269 nt
Organism: Mytilus trossulus (common blue mussel)
Lineage: Eukaryota; Metazoa; Mollusca; Bivalvia; Mytilida; Mytilidae
Exons: 2
Coding region: 214-1596 (460 amino acids)
Biological process (GO): G protein-coupled receptor signaling pathway
Cellular component (GO): membrane
Molecular function (GO): G protein-coupled receptor activity
Source: RefSeq, a predicted model, not a curated record